GGUAUUACCUGCAGAUAAAAUUUUGCAGAAAAAUUUGUAGGAAUAACGUUUCCUGCAAAAUUUUAUGAAAAAUUCGCAGGAAAAGUCGCAUGUAAUAAGAGAAAUUCUAGUAGUGCCGGUAUAUAUAAGAACAGAAAGGCUAAAUUCAAAAAUUACUAGAAUUCUAUCAAACUGAUAAUUUUAAAUCUUUAAAUAAAAGGAAAGAUAAAGAACCCUAACAGACUCAUAAAUAUAAAAGGAGAGAUAAAAAAAAAAAAAAACUGAAAAGAUAAUAAAUAAAUAAAUAAAUAAAUAAACCAAAGAUAAAUGCCAGCCGCUUUGUAUGACAUCACAUGGCCAAACACAUAAUGUGUCAAGCAAAUCUCUGUCACUCCUUCAUGCGAUGGAUUUCGAGAGUGGGAGACAAUGCAAGGAGAAAAGUCAAUAAUGAAAGCAUGGAGUAUCUUAAAUUGCUUCUUCAGGUGUGGCCUUAUCUGAAGCCGCUACUGAAAGAACUUCGGUCCUACGAAAGCAGAGUUGGAGAACUAGCCAAAGAUGUUAAUAAGCUGCGAAAAGAGAGAAAAGUUGUUCAAAAUAAAGUUAGAGAGGAAGAAAAGAAACAUGGGAGAGCUAUUGAUGAUGAUGUCAUUAAAUGGUUAAAAGAGGUAGAUGGGAUCAUUUCUGAGUAUGAGAAUUUCUACCAAGAUGAAGACCAUCCAUAUGCCAUGUGUUCCAUUAAUUACCUUCCUAAACCGGGAAUAAGGUAUCGUCUAAGCAGAACAGUAAAUGAUAUCAGCAAGAGGGUUAAUGUACUAUUGCAGAAUGCAAAGCAUGAUGAUUUUUCUCAUUGGCUGGGCCCACCUUCCUUCGAUGCUGAUUUUGAUAACAUUAGGUAUGAAAGUUUUGCAUCGAGAAACCAAACUACGGAUGAUAUUAUGAAGGCUUUGGCAGACUCGAAUGUUGGAGUGAUUGGAGUUUAUGGGUGGAGUGGUGUGGGAAAGACUAGUUUAAUCAAAGAAGUUGCCAAGCAAGUAAAAGGAAACAUGUUUGAUGUGGUGAUUAUGGUGAACAUAACAAGUCAUCCCGAUAUACGAAGUAUUCAAGGGCAAAUUGCUGACAGGUUCGGCAUGAAAUUGGAAGAGGAAUCUGAGAGUGGAAGAGCAGCUCACAUACGGGAGAGAUUGAAGAAUUGGAAGGAGAAAACCCUUAUAAUCCUAGAUGAUAUGCGAGUGAAACUGGACUUCAAUAUGGUGGGAAUUCCAUUAGAAAAUAAUGAUAACAAUCAGAUGAAUCACAAAAAGAAAAACCCUUCGACCCACCCCAAUUAUUUAAUUAAAACAGAAGGAUUUGAUACUUCCAGUUUGAUGAAUGUAGAAGAACCUCUUGCUAGAUACAAAGGAUGCAAAAUUUUGAUGAUUUCUGACAGUGAACAACUUUUGUUGAGUCAAAUGAAUGGGAAAGACAUUCAAACUUUUCGUGUAGGAGCAUUAACUGAAGAAGAAGCAGAGAUGAUGUUUAUGACCAUGGCUGAAUUAGGCGAUGAACAGUUUACGUUCAAGAAAUUAGCAGCUAAAAUUGCCAAGAAGUGUAAAGGGUUGCCCAUGACAAUUGUAACAACUGCCAAUGCAUUAAAAACUAAAAGCCUUUCAGUAUGGGAGGAUAUGUAUCGACAGCUUGAAAGGCAAAACUUAACAGCAACAAUGCCAGAGUUUUCCACAAAGCUGAGUUAUGAGCUUAUAGAAAAUGAGGAGCUUAAGCACACUUUCUUAGUUUGUGCUAGUAUGGGUCAUGAUGCAUUAAUUACAGACUUGGUCAGAUAUUGCAUUGGGUUGGGUUUCCUUCAAGGAAUUCACACCGUAAGGGAAGCUAGAGAUAGAGUACAUGUGUUGAUUGGAAAGUUGAAAGAGUUAAGUUUGUUGGCUGAUAGUUUUUCAAGUGAUCGUUUCACCAUGCAAGAUAUUACCCGUGCUGCGGCUUUGUCCAUAGCGUCCCAGCAGAUGCAUUCAUUUGCUCUCACAAAGCAAAAGCUAGAUGAAUGGCCCGACAAGGACAAGCUUAGAAGGUACACGGUUAUUUCCUUACAACAUUGUGAUAUAACUCACAUCAUGAAGAAGUUUCCUAGAAGCAUAAAUUGUUCUAGACUUAAAGUCUUCCAUUUUGACAAUAAAGAUCCACAUUUGGAAAUACCACACAAUUUUUUUAAUGGAAUGAAAGAACUUCGAGUGUUGAUAUUGAUUGGCGUUCGUCAAUCAUCCUUACCUUCAUCAAUUAAAUGCUUACAGAAUCUCAGAAUGCUUUGUUUAGAGGGAUGCAAGCUAGGUGGGGAUUUAUCUAUCAUUGGAGACUUGGAGACAUUAAGAGUUCUUAGUUUAUCAGGAUCUGAUGUUAAUUAUUUGCCUAUUCAAUUGAGGCAGUUAACUAAGCUACAAAUUUUUGACAUCAGUAAUUGCUUUAAACUUGAAGAGAUUCCUGCUGAAAUGUUUUCAAGUUUGACUAGUUUGGAAGAGUUGUAUGCUGGAAAUAGCCCAAUUCAAUGGAAAGAUGAAGGAGAAGGAAAUCAAAGUGGAAAGGCAAGUCUUUCUGAGUUGAGGCAACUGGAUCAGUUAACAACACUGGUCAUACAGAUCCAAAAAAUUACCGUUUUGCCUAACAACUUGUUCUUUGACAAAUUGGAUAGAUACAAGAUCAUCAUCAGAGAAUAUUUGAAUGCAUAUUCGGUGUGGGAUUUCAAGAUGCUAGAGAUGUCUGAAGCAUCAAGAUAUUUGGCACUUCAGCUCGAAAAUGGCUUUCACAUUCAUCAACAGAAGGAGAUCAAAAUACUAUUUGGAAGAGUUGAAAAUUUGUUGUUGGGACAACUAAAGGAUGUUGAAGAUAUUUUCUAUGAAUUGAAUUAUGAAGGAUUUCCAUAUCUAAAAUAUUUGUCCAUUGUAAGUAACUCGAAAGUUAAGUCCAUCAUCAAUUCAAAGAACAAAAAACAUCCAGAGAAAGCGUAUCCAAAAUUAGAGUCAUUGUUUCUCUAUGAAGUACAGAUGGAACAUAUAUGUCGCGGUCAACUUACAAAUGAUUCAUUCUGCAAGUUGAAAAUCAUCAAGCUCGAGAUCUGUGGUCAAUUAAAGAAUGUCUUCUUCUCCUCUAUGAUUAAACAUUUUUCUGCACUUGAAACAAUUGAAGUUUCUAAGUGUAACUCUUUGAAGGAGAUUGUUACCUUGGAAGGGGAUAGCAAUAGAGAUGAAAUUAAGUUCCCUGAAUUGCGCUCUUUGGCCCUACAAUCUUUGUCUGAAUUUAUUGGAUUCUACAUCAUGGAUGGCGCAUCAAUAGGAGAGCAAGUGCAAAACAGGAAGCCUAAUGAACUCUUUGAUAAAAAGAUUGUAGUUUCUAAACUAGAGAAAAUGCAACUGUCAUCGAUCAAAAUCCAAAAAAUAUGGAGUGACCAACCUUCAACGAGACCUUACUUUCAAAAUUUGAUGCACUUGGAUGUGAACGAAUGUUGGAAUAUGCGAUACCUACUGUCCCUUUCGAUGUCCAAAAACCUGGUGAAUCUUCAAAAGCUUUUUGUAAGUGAAUGUGGGAUAAUGGAGAGCAUUUUUAUCGAAACGGAAGAUAGUAUGAUCCAAAUUGAGGAAAGCCUCUUCCCUAAGUUGAAGAUUAUCAACUUGAAAGGCAUGAAGAAAUUGAAAGAGAUAUGGCAUCGCAAAUUUCCUUUACAUUCCUUUGACAAAUUGGAUGCGUUGAUCAUUGAGGGGUGUAAUAAACUUGAAAAUGUUUUUCCUUCAUAUAUGGUCGGAAGAUUCAAGAGUCUAUGCAACUUGAAGGUUACUAAUUGCAAGUCAAUGAAAGAGAUAUUUGACCUCAAAUGUUGUGAAAAAUGUGAUGCUAAUAUGGCCAACUUGCAAAAUGUUCAUGUACAUGCACUGCCAAAAUUGGAGCAUGUAUGGAACAAAGACCCUGAAGGGAUUCUUCACAUAAAAAAUUUGAAAACGAUACGGGUUCAAGAAUGUCUCAACUUAAAAAAUAUAUUUCCAGUCUCUGUAGCCAUGGAUCUUAAAAAACUUGAAUACCUUGAGGUUUGGAAUUGUGGUCAAUUGAAGGAAAUUGUUUCCAUGGAGGAAACAGUCAAUGAGGGUACCAUUUCCUUUGAGUUUCCUGAAUUAACCACCACCAGAUUUUCAGAACUACCAAACCUUGAGAGUUUCUAUGGGGGAGCACAUGAAUUGCAUUGUUCAACACUCAAUAACUUAUAUGUGGAACUUUGUCACAAGCUCAAGCUUUUCAAAACAGAAAUUGAAAAUUCAGAAAUAAAGCCGGUCUUCUUGACUGAAGAGGUAAUCUACAACUUGAAGUCCAUGCAAGUAGAACCACGCGAUGCAAAUUUGUUAAUGACAUAUAUCGGGAACUACCGAAUGCACAAAUUAGAAGAGUUUCAAUUAUCUCGAUUAUUGGAUAACGAGAUUCUAUAUUUUUUCCUCAACAGAAAUCCUAAUCUGAAAAGCUUAUUGUUGAACAAUUGUUUGUUUGAGCAGUUAGCGCCUCCAAGAAGAAUUAUUGAAGAAAAAUCGGGGGUUGUUCCAAGGCUCAAAAGCUUGACGUUAAUAAACUUGCCUUCACUAAAGAUGAUAGGCUUCGAAGAAGACAAAAUACUUUUUCAAAGGUUAGAGUGCUUGAUUUUAAAAGAAUGUCCAUGUCUGAACAUCAUAGCACCCUCCUCAGUAUCCUUCACUUACUUGAAAAAUUUGGAAGUGAGUCAUUGUAAUAAAUUAAGCUAUUUAAUUACGCCAUCAACUGCAAGAAGCUUGGUUCAACUCACCACCUUGAAGGUAAUCCAAUGUGAAUUGAUGAAUACUAUUGUGUCAGAGCAAGAAAAUGAUUCCGAAAAAUUAAAGGAAACAGAGCUACGGAUUAUUUUCAAACAAUUGAAGGAAAUAGAACUCAUAGCUCUGCAUAAACUAGAAACUUUCGGUAGUUCUACGCAUGCCUUUGAUUUUCCAUCAUUGGAAAAAUUUGUAGUGGGUUCAUGUGGCAAUAUGAAAAGCUUUACCUUCUUUGAACAAGACAACAAGACACCAAUUUUACGACAAAUAUGUGUUAGACAUGGAAAGGGGGAAAACAUAUGUUAUUGGAAAGGUGAUUUAAAUGCUACGAUAAAACACGUGUACAACAUUUGGGCUAUUGAUCCACACGACAUGGCAGCUUCCCAUCCUUACGAACCACUCGAGAGCUCUCGAUUGAAGACUUUGAAGCUGACAAAUUGUGAAGUGGGAUCAUAUGCUAUUCCAUCUUUUGUUUUUACAAGUUUAAAGAACUUGGAAGAAUUAGAAGUAAGUGGAAUCAACGUAAAGGUAGAGGUAAUAUUUGAUAGUAUAACGGAGACUGAGAUGAGGGGAUAUAGCUUUCCGUUGAAAAAAUUGACUUUGUGUGGUCUGAAUGAUUUGAGAGUCAUAUGGGAUUGGGAUUGGGAUUGGGAUUGCGAAGGAGUUCUCAGCUUCCAAAAUCUGCAGGAAGUGCGUGUUACUAAUUGUGGAGAGUUGAAAAGUGUGUUUCCUUUAGAGAUGGCUAAAAAAGUUGAGAAGCUCAAGAAACUUGAAAUAAUCAAGUGUAAGAACCUUGAAACAAUUGUUAGUGAGGAGCAUGCAAGAAUUGAAGAAACAAUAGAAUUUUCAUUUCCGUGUUUAACCUCGCUGGAUCUGUGUGAGCUGCCACGACUUACUGGCUUUUAUCCUGGAAGAUAUACUCUAGAAUGCCCCGAGUUAAAUCAUUUAGUGGUGUUGUUUUGUCAUAACUUGAAGACAUUUCAAAGCUUGCAAGAGGCACAAAGUUCUACUUCAGUAAACAGACAACCUCUUUUCUCCGAAGAAAAGGCUAUUUUCAUUCUGGAGUCAUUGAAGCUCGAUUGGAAAAACACUAAGAUGAUGCUAUGCAACGGAAAUUUUCCAUUACAUGAACUAGUGGAACUUGAGCUUGAUUUUAAUGCUGCCGGUGAGUUUGGGCUUGAUUUUGAGGAUGCCCAUUGGUUUGGGCUUGAUUUUGAGGAUGCCCAUUGGUUUGGGCUUGGUUUUGAUGAUGCCCGUGGGGUAUGGAAUUUUCCCGUUGAGAUAUUUGAGAAGGCAUCCAAUUUAGAAUAUCUUGAGAUAAGCCGAUGCAGAGGUCUUGUGGAGUUAUUCCUCUCACAACAUGAACAACAUGAAAUGAGAUGGAGUAGAAACUUGAGAACCGUGUCCCGUGUCUGUAAAGAAUUACAAAAAUUGUGCAUUUCCUCGUGCCCUGAUUUGACAACAUUAGGACAUUCAGCAGUGUCAUUCUCCAAUCUAAAACAUUUGUCUAUAAAAGAUUGCCAUAAACUGAGGUAUUUAUUUACAUCCACAACAGCAAGACAGUUGGUGUUCCUUCAAGAGAUGUACGUAGUGAAAUGUAAAUCAAUGGAACAAAUAAUAUUGGAUGAAAAGGUAUUGGGAACUACAUCAGAAGCCAUAAAAUUUGAGCGAUUGACAACCAUAAUUCUAGAUUCUUUACCAAAGUUGUUAUAUUUUUAUUCGGGCAGUGACACUCUAGAAUUAUCAUCUCUGAUGAGAGUUCUCAUAUGGAAAUGUCCCCACAUGACAAUCUUCUCCCGAGGCGACAUACAUGCGGAGUACUUUAUGGGUAUUCAGGCAUCGUUGGAUCCAAACAAAGAUUUGCUCUUCAACCAAGAUCUUAACACCACUGUGAAGGGGAUGUUCCGCGGACGGGAGCUUUUUAAAGGCUUGUUGCACAAACCACCGAGAGAUAAUGAUGGUCAACUGGAUUUAUGGAUGGAAUUAUUAUUGUAUGGGAAAACGGAUUGGCUGAUGCAAAACAAAUGGUUUUGUGAUUUGGUAACUUUGAAGCUACGCAACAGCAUUCCGAUUGACAUUCUUGCCCAUUUAAAGAACUUGGAAGAAUUGGAAGUCUGUGAUAGCAACGAAGUAGAGGUAAUCUUUUAUAUGAAUCACACUGAGAUUGAGGAAACAACAUCCCGCAUAAAGAAAUUUAGUUUAAAAAGGCUAUCAAAACUAAUGCGUGUGUGGGAAAAGAAUAGUGAAGGAGUUCUCAUCUUUAAAGAUCUGCAAGAGAUUGUUGUUAGUGGUUGUGAAAACCUGCAAACCUUAUUUCCUGCUUCCUUGGCAAAAUAUUUUGAGAAACUUGAGAAACUUGAAAUAGAAUCUUGUCGUAAAUUGCAAGCUAUUGUUGAAAAGGAAGAAGUCAGAACAAGAAACGUAAGGGAAAGGUUUGUGUUCCCUAGUUUAAAGGAGUUGGAUCUCCGUGACUUGCCACAGCUUACUUACUUUAAUUCUCAAACACUCACUCUGAAAUGCCCCGUCUUAACUAAUUUAUCUGUGUUGAAUUGUCACAAGUUGGAAUUAUUUCAAAGUGAGGGUACUUCAACUAAUGGACUACCUAUUAUCUUCUUUGUAGAGGUCAUUUACAACCUAGAGCAAUUGACUCUUGAUUGGAAACACAUUUCGACCUUAAGCUUAAAGUUUAGGUCAAGGGAAUUAACAGAAGAGCUCAGCAAAUUAAAUGAAAUUUCCCUGUAUCCUGGCACUGAUGAGAAUGAGGAACCUGUGUUUCCCGUUGAAAUACUCAAGAAGGUACCCAAUUUAACGAAAAUGAGUAUAAACAAUUGUAACCGUCCUGAUAUAUUCCUUGCUGCAAACCCCAAAAUUGGUGAGGUGAUGCUUGGACAGUUAAAAAUCCUGACACUACGUCAAGUAUCUGACCUCCAAUUCAUCAUGUCAUGGUUAAACACAAGUUUUGAGAACCUCCCAGAAUUAAAUGUUACCCAAUGUCCUCAUUUGGCAACAUUAGUACACUCUACCUCUACAGUGUCUUUUUCUUGUCUGAAAAAGGUGUCUAUAUCCAAUUGUCCCCAAUUGAAGUAUUUAGUUACUUCUUCAGCAGCCAAAAAGUUGAUGAACCUUGAGGAAAUCACGGUGGAGAAUUGUGAAUCCGUGAAAGAAAUAGUGGCUAAAGAGAGCGAUGCAACUUCAGAAGCCAUUCAAUUUGAGCGACUAAACACCAUUGUUCUAUAUUCUUUACCUAGUCUCAUAUGUUUUUACUCGGGCAGUCACACUCUACAAUUGUCGUCUUUAACAACAGUGCAUGUAAGGAAAUGCCCCAAUUUCAAGAUUUUCUCCCAAGGACUCAUAUAUGCAGAAUCGUAUCGGGGAAUUCAGAUGUCGUCGGAUCCAAGUCAUAAACAAGAUUUGCUCAUCCAUCAAGAUCUUAACACCACCGUAAAAGUGAUGUCGCGACGACAGGAGUUUUUUGACGCCAUUGUGGAGACUCAAUUUCCUUUGGAUCCUUAUUAUUUACGAGCAGACCAUGUGGGUAAUAUUUCUGUUGGUAUACAAAACGAAUGGUUGCGCAAUUUAGGAACUUUGAAGCUGGACAAGUGGAUUUUACCAUAUGUAAUUCCAUCUUUUAUUCUUCAUCUUCUAAACAACUUAGAAGAAGUGCAAGUACGAGAUAACAACAAAGUAGAGGUCAUUUUUUAUACGAAUGACACACAAAUUAUGGGAAUACCAUCCCGGUUGAAGAAAUUGACUUUUCAAAGGCUAUCGGGGCUGAGGCAUGUUUGGGAAAAAAAUAAAGGACUUCCCGUCUUUCCAAAUCUGGAAGAGGUCGUUGUUAGUGAUUGUGAGAACCUUCAAACUUUAUUUCCUACUUCCCAAGCGAAACAUCUUAAGAAGCUUAGAAAACUUGAAAUAAGAUCUUGCCAUAAAUUGCAACAAAUUGUUCAAAGGGAAGAAGACACUCCAACAAACAUAACAGAACAAUUUGUGUUCCCCCUUCUAGAGGAGUUGGAUCUUUUUUACAUGCCACAACUCGCUUACUUUUACCCUCAAACAUUCACUCUCGAAUGCCCCGCCUUAAAAUUUUUAUCAGUGUUGAAUUGUGAUAAGUUAAAAUUAUUUCAAACCACACGUUUCAUGGGUGAGAGUGAAGGUGAAGGUACGAGUUCUCCAAAUCUAAAGGUCAUUUCCAACUUGAAAGAAUUGAGACUUGAUUGGAAACAAAUUUUCGAAUCAAGCUUAAGGUUUAGGUCACCGGAUUUUAUGAAAGACCAAUAUUUAAAGGAUGAGAGGCCUAUAUGGCUCAUUGAAUUACUCCGAAAGACACCAAAUUUAAUGAAAAUGAGUACAAGCCGUCGUUGUAAUCCCGAGAUAUUGUCUGCUGCAAACCACAAAAAUGAUGAGGGAAUGGUUGAACAGUUAAAAAUACUGGAACUUUGUCAAGUAUCUGAGCUCCAGUUCAUCAUGUCAAAGGACUCAUCAUGGAGAAAUACAAUCUUUGAGAAUAUCCAAGUCUUAAAAGUUGUCAGAUGUCAUGAUUUGACAACAUUAAUACAUUCUACUUCUACAGCGACUUUCUCUUUUCUAAAAGAAAUGUCUAUUUCCAACUGUCCCAACUUGCAGUAUUUAUUUACAUCUUCAGCAGCAGAAAAGUUGAUGAACCUUGAGAAGAUCACGGUGAUGGAAUGUGAAUCAGUGAAAGCAAUAAUGGCUAAAGAGAGCAAUGCAACUUCAGAAGCCAUUAAAUUUGAGCGACUCAACACCAUUGUUUUGCGUUCUUUACCAAGUUUGGUAUGCUUCUACCCGGGCAAUCAAACUCUGGAAUUAACGUCUUUGAUAACAGUUGAUAUACGGAAAUGCUCCAAUAUCAAGUUUUUCUCUGAGAGAGUCAUAUAUGCAAAAUCAUUCCAGGGAAUUCAGACGGGGUCGUCUACCAGUCAAAAUUUGCUUUUCCACCAAGAUCUUAACACCACUGUAAAGGCGAUAAUGCAGCGACAGGAGUUUUUUGACGCCAUGGUUGAGGCGCGUUGUCAUUCGGAUCAUUGGCUAGAAGCAGCUAAGCUCGGUAAUUUUCCCGCUGCUUCCCAAAACGAAUGGUUGCGCGAGUUGAGAGCUUUGAAGCUGGACAAGUGUAUUUUACCAUAUGUGAUUCCAUUUGUUAUUCUUCAUCUUCUAAACAACUUAGAAGAAUUGGAAGUGCAGGAUAGUGACAAAGUAGAGGUAAUUUUUGAUUUACAAGACACUCAGAUUGAGGAAACGCCAUCCCGAUUGGUGAAAUUGACUUUACUACGGCUACCGGAGCUGACACAUGUUUGGGGAAAGAAUGAAAAGGGGGAUGAAGAUGUUCACAAAGUAGAUGGCGAAGAUAAAUAUGAAAAUGAGAUGAUAUUUCAGAAUCUAAAGGUUUUGAAUCUUGACUCAUUACCAAAAUUUGAAAGCUUUUACACGGGGAGUUCCACUUUGAAGUUCCCAUUCUUGAAAGAAGUGUCGUUCAAAUGCUGCGGCAAAAAACUUUUCCAUCAUGGUGACAAAGUGCCAACAAAAUUGAAGGUGACAACAGAUGGAUUCCACUGGGAUGAUGAUGCAAAUUUUGCUAUCAAAAUAUUGUUUGGAAAGGAAGUAGAUGGAUUCCCUUGGGAAGAUGAUGCAAAUUCUCCUAUCAAAUUAUUGUUUGAGGAGGAAGCAACCUGAGUUAGUUUGGUGACAUAUUCCCUUGACUUGUAUGAAAUUGUUGUCAGGUGAGAAAAGCUUAUUGUCAUUGCGCUGGUUCAUGGUACCCUUUCGAAAACUAGUUUUCUUCUUCUUUCAAGUACGGCAAAAGAGCAGAAGACUUGGAAUGUUCAGGGGAACUCGAAGAAGUCAAUCAUAAUAGCAUCAUGACAACAACUAUCCACAAAUCAAGGGCUUUUCUUUUCUGUUGAAUCGUCGUGUUCAUGAAUAAAGUGCUCCUGUAUUUAUACAGAAGAAGAUGUGUGUGUGGUUUUUAAAUUAUAAAAAGAGUGUUUCAUAUGUUUGACUUGUAUUACUACAAGAGAUUUGAAUUGUUUUGAAUUAAGUUGUUGAAAGGUUUUCUACGAAUAAAAUCGACAUGGAUGUAUUUCUGAAUAAGGAUGCUCUCUACAGGAGUUAUGUAUGGUUUUUAAAAUAAUAGAGUGGU
Messenger RNA from Cajanus cajan (pigeon pea), 10944 nucleotides. Lineage: Eukaryota; Viridiplantae; Streptophyta; Magnoliopsida; Fabales; Fabaceae. The record is from RefSeq and is a predicted model, not a curated record.